UCGUUUUCUUUGUGCACUUUUUUUGCUAUCUGCUUCCAAUUUAAUCGGUUGAGCAUGGGAUCCCGAACUUUCCCUACUGCUAACGGUGGCCGAAACCCUGCUUCCUCAGCGGCAGGAUACAAAGUUUUUUUUGGCAUUAUUAACAAAAAGAAUGAACCGGAUAUGGAGCGUAUUGGGGUGCAGUUCUUGAAACGCUUUGGUUUGAAGCCGGCCCAUUACAUCCAGUUGAAGCCGCAUUUACAGGGAUUUGAAGUAACCUUUCGGACAAAAAAAGAUGCGUUGAGUGCCGUUGAUCACUGUGACGAAGGCUCACUGGCCGAUGCGUGGAAAGGAUCAGUGACCGCGCGGCUGUUUCAGAUCAACGAAGAAGCGGAUUCCGUCGUCAGUCGCAUGCAGAGGGAGCUCUGGAUCUUCCCUGACCAAUCAAUCUCGGAAGAGGCGCGUAUGGAGGAUGUCUUGAAAAUCGUGGAAUUUUGGCAGAAGGCAGGGAUAUGUCCGCGCCUCGACGAUAAAGACAAACCAACCCCGGAACAAGAGGACGCGUUUCGUCGCGGUCUCCUUGGUAUUCCGACGCUGAAGAAUCAAAACAUUAUGCCAAAUUAUGGAGCCAAAACGGUUGUACGAACUUUGUCCUCGGAAGCCGCGAUUGCUGCAUCUGUGAAUCCGCUGCCGGAUGAGUUUUUCCAAGUAUUCGACGGUCGGGGAUUUGUUAUCACGUGCUCCCGUCCUUGUGAGUUCAAGCAUCGGCAUGAUGGAGAAUCUGCCGUGCUCCACCUUCCGACCAAGUGGCGCACUUCUUUUGAUGAGAUUUUGCUCCCAAAGUGGCUGGACGAGCUGAAUGCCAAAAGUGGAAUCGAUGCUCACAAGCUGCAAGAAAAAGUCAGACAUCCAACGAUGCAUCAGUUCCUCGGCUUUCGCGACGGGAAGGAGCGAGAACGUUUUAUUGCGGCGGUGGAAAAGCAUAUGCCGACUUACCUCGAGGUGCCGGUUCGUGCCCUCCGUUGGUCGGAUUCGAUUUUAUACGAUUUUAAAGGAGUUUUGAGCGAGGAUGACCGGGCUGAUUUGGUCAGUAUCAUCGAGGGCAGCCCGGAAAUGUUGAAGAAACUACAGGAUCGCCCUGUUUUUCGCAGUGGAAAUGGCGGCGGUGGCUCUGCGGGGACAAACCAUUGCAAUGAGAUCGCGAGAAUGUCCUGGUGGAGCUGUUACUUACAGCUGAAUGUCUGCGCCAACCAGGACAUCUUGUUCACGGUGGAGCGUCCACGUGGGGGGAACAUGGACAAAGUAACUGUGGAUUUCUCGGUCUUGUUGGUGUUCACCGAAGGUUACUUCCAGGCGGCGCUGAAACGGGCUGCGACCAUCCGGAAAUUUGUGCCCCAGUUGGAGGACAUGAUUCUUCUGUUUAAAGCGGGCGGCGGAAUGAUCAUGAAUGAGCAUUUGUCUUUUGACUCAUUGGGCCGAAUCACGUUCUACUUAUGGUUUCCGAGUCUGGAUGAUGCGAUAGCGGCGUACAGAAUGAUUACGCCAGAGGAUGCCAAAGCCAGACCACGAUUCAGCAUUCGUGACGUUAUUCAGCAACACGAAGGUGCGAAAGUCCGUACGGGCGCUUCCCUGGAUACCGGCUUUUCGGUCACGUUCCCUAAAGGCGAAUGGUACGUCAAAAUGGAUCUGAAGGAAAUUGCCCGUAAAGCCGAAGCGCGGUAAAAGAAUGCGUAUUUUCGGUGCCAGUGUUUCCAUUGAUAAUUUGAAAUGGGAUGUUAUUUUUGUACUGUUUGUCUUCGUGUUCUUUCUUUUGUUUCUCGAAUCGCUUAACCGACCGAUUUCUUAUAAUGGUAAUAAUGGCACUGACCUUACAGGCUGUUGUGAAUCUGAUAGUAUUCGGAAUUAUUUGACUUUUGUUGUCGUUUGAGGUUUUCAUAAAACAAUGAUGACCUCUGGUUGGUUAAAAACUGGAGUAUGCUGGAGAAGAAAUAAACGCCACAU
Molecule: messenger RNA, 1980 nt
Organism: Paramacrobiotus metropolitanus
Lineage: Eukaryota; Metazoa; Tardigrada; Eutardigrada; Parachela; Macrobiotidae
Exons: 8
Coding region: 55-1701 (548 amino acids)
Source: RefSeq, a predicted model, not a curated record